AUGCUGCAGCCGACACCGACCGAGCACGACAUGCAACGAGAUGCUCCUGUCAUUCUUCCACCUCUGACUGCUGACGAUCCUUCGCCGUUACUACCAGCUACAACUAAUACCGUGACGCUCAUGCUACAUGGAUCUAUGUCCCAGAUGUCACAACUGUCAUCAUCAUGCCGCCUCAAGAGGAAAUUCUACGUUACUGAUGUGAUACAAACAACUUAUUUACACCGCUGCCACCUUUCCUUGGUAGUUCCAGACACUUCAUUUCUGUACCACUGCAUAACCAGCCGCAUUCCAGUGCCGCUUGCUUUGCCACCCUCUUCACUACUUCCGCAAUGUAUGACCAACAUAUCUGCCGUUUCUGCUUCGACAAGUGAGCAUCUUUCCACUCCGGCACACAACCGUGCAGCAGUUUCGUGGAAGCAGCUUGCAGCCUUACAGCUCGACCGCAGCGCUGACAACAAUAGCACACAAGCAGCUCCAGUUCCAUCGAACUGUGUCCCCUCUAUGCCACGGACCAGUAGUUCAUCCGCCGAUUCGACUUCUUCACGUUCACAUUACAUCUCAUCGCCUUCCUGCUCUGACCACGGUUUCGCCAACUACGUCCGCCUUUCACCACCUCUCGCCGUCACCAUGCCUCAUGCACAGCACUCACGGCUACGCCCCCCAACAUUCGAUCACGGCUGUUUUGCACAUCAAAACACCGACACCGUCAACUCCGCUCGGAACAUUCUGCCAUUUAAUGCUGUAACACACUCACCGUCUACUGACUCUGAAGUGACACUUCCGUCUACACCGAAGUCAUCUGCCGCCAGUGUCAGUCAUAUGCAGCUUGCUGUUUUCUCCCCUGCUGUGAUAUCAAGUGCCUCUAUAACUCUGUAA
Molecule: messenger RNA, 876 nt
Organism: Schistocerca nitens (vagrant locust)
Lineage: Eukaryota; Metazoa; Arthropoda; Insecta; Orthoptera; Acrididae
Product: mucin-5AC-like
Exons: 1
Coding region: 1-876 (291 amino acids)
Source: RefSeq, a predicted model, not a curated record